Messenger RNA from Tetrahymena thermophila SB210, 3003 nucleotides. RefSeq names its product kinase domain protein. Lineage: Eukaryota; Ciliophora; Oligohymenophorea; Hymenostomatida; Tetrahymenidae. The transcript has 3 exons. Gene Ontology annotation, biological process: protein phosphorylation. Gene Ontology annotation, molecular function: ATP binding; protein serine/threonine kinase activity. Gene Ontology annotation, cellular component: cytoplasm. The record is from RefSeq and is a predicted model, not a curated record.
AUGGAGGAACUUUAAGUUAAUUUUAACAACGAAUUAAUUGAAAGCAAUAAUUAUGAUAUCCAUAAGAUAUGCGUUCAAAUUAUUCAAGAGAUUUUCAAACAAGUUGACAAUAAUCGAAGUUCAGAGAACAAACAAAAGAUUUCAUAGUAAUUUUAAAAUGUCAUCUCUUAAAUUGAAGUUCUUUUGUAAGAUCUUAAUAAUAAAAUUAGCUUAGAAGUGGAAGAGAAAAUCUUUUAAAUUAUAUAUCUGUUUUGUAUAAACAUCUUUAAAUUUCAUGAUACUGUGUAAAAGUUCUAAUACUCUUAUUCGGUAAUACCUGUUUUGUAAAUUGGUUACGAAGGGAUGAAAAAUCCUGAUAAAAUAAAGAUAGAUAGUCUAUUAUAAGAAAUUUUCUAAUUUUAUCAAACUUAAUAGCAUUUAAAUACAUAUGAUAAAAAAGCUUAACAUGGCGCAAAACUCAUAGCAGCAUAUUUUAAUAUUUAAUAAUAAAAAUAUAAUCCCUCGUUAAAGAUUCUAGAAACUCUUGAGAGUCAUUAUGAAAUAGAAGGUGAAGAAGUUAUCAAAAAAAGAUAAAAAUUAGAUAGCUGUUGUGUUAGUGAUUAACAAUGGGAUAAUUAAAAAAAUUAAAUCUUUAGACAAGGAUUUUAUGAGUCAAUUAUAACAUUCAAAGCUUUAAAUUAUGUGUUUCAAAAUAAAAUAAAUGAGCUAACUCUUGAAAUAGAGAAAUUAGAAAACAUUUUAUCAGAUGUAUAUGAUGAGAGAAUGAGUUAGAGACUUAUUAGGCACAUAAAACUAUUUAAAACCCAUUAAUUCUUUAUGCAAAAAUAGUUUGAUCAGGCUAAAGCGACACUUGGCGACCUUAAGUUUGGAGAGAUAGAAGAGGCACUACUCCUGUUCUUUAAUAAUUAAAAUAUUUAGUGUAUUAGAAAUUUGGAGACUAUCUAUUAUAACUUGUUUAGUGACUAGUUUUUUAAAAUAUUUACUUUACUGCAAGAAAUUGAACGUAAGUAAAUUUCUUAAUAUGAUAUCUAAGAAAUUAAUAAGAUUUAUCAAGAGACUUAAAAGUAAGGCCUUAAUUACGAGUACGGCAAAGGACUCAUUCUAUUAUUUAUGGUUAUUUGCUCCCGUCUCUUGAGGAUAGGAAAAAAAUAUAAAGAAUCUUAAGACAUGAUGGUAAAAAUGUUUUAAACUUGUCAAGCAACAAAAACUCAAUUCUAAGACUCACUUCUAAUAUUUUUUAAAUAUGAUCAUCUCCUUUCAUACCUGUAUGAAAAAGUGGAAAAUAAAAAGAAAGAUAUGUUUACAGAUGUAAAAAAAAUAAAUGGUACUAAAAUGAGCGAGAUAUAUUCAGCCAAAAAAGAUGGAGUCGAUUUCAUUUUAAAAACGAUAAAUUUGGAAUCUGAAUCUAGUAAGAUGAGCAAAUUCGAUAUUUUAAAUGAGAUAGCUAUUUAGAUGCUAGUUUCUCAUCGCAAUAUCCUGAAGGUUUAUGACUUGUACUAAAAUGAAAAAGGAAAAAUAGUGCUAGUUCAAAAAAGAUUAGGUGAAAACUUGAGAGAGUACUUAAAAAAAAAGAUUGAUGGUUCAUAUAUCUGCUAGAAUAAGAGAUAUGGCUAUAUACUUUAAAUCAUAAAUGUAUUUUAAUAUUUGCAUAAUCUGAAUAUUAUUCAUUGUGAUCUAAAGUUAGAUAACAUAUUAGUUUAACCAAAUGAUGAUUCAAAGAUCAAGCUAAUAGAUUUUGGAUUUUCCUAAAUAAAGCUAUUUAAUAAAUAUUUUAAGCCUAUAGGAACUACUUUCUAUCUUGCUCCAAGCGAGUUAAAAAAAAAUAAUUAACUUUGUACUUUUGAAUCGGAAAUUUACAUGAUAGCAAAAACAAUGAUCGAAAUACUCGAAUUAAACGAAACAAAUUUAGAGAAUCCUAAGUUUUUAAUAUCAUAGUAAUUGAAAUAGCUAAUAAGAAAUAUGACUGAAAAAAAGAUAGAGGAAAGAUGUGUGAUGAGUGAUGUCUUAUAGAUUUUUAAGUUAGACUUUUUUAUUUUAAAAAUUUAUUUUGGAAUGAAAUAAGGGGAAACAAAUUAAGAAGAAUAUGAAUGCUUUAGCUAAUACAUGCUAAAAUUGUUCAAAGAAUUUAUCUCAGAUAAAUAUAUGAUCUGUUUAUCUAAUUAAAAUAAAGCAGAGACAAGCAAUAUUAAAAAUCAAAAUUGUAAAGAUGAAAAAGAAUAAAGAGAUAUUUGGGAUUCUAUUAUAAGAUUAAUGUAAUCAAAUGAUGAAGAUUUUAUAACUUGUCUUUAAGAUAAUGACAUCAAGCUUUUUUGUCAAAGUUUUGUUCCUAAAGAUUCUGAUUUAAAGGAAAUAGACUUUGAUGAAUAAAUAUAGCAAAUUACAAAAAAUUAAAAACAAGAGGACGCAAAUUCAAAGAAUGAUAUACUUAAUGAAUAUCAAAAAGAUAUUAUAGAUAGAACAAAUUUUACCAGUAAUCAUACUAAUGAAGGAUAAGAUAUCAAAGGUGAAUUACAAAAUAUUCAAUAAGAUGUAUAUAAAUAGAUGAACUAAAUUAUUUAAGGACUCUAAAAAAACUUUUAAGGACAAACUUAGACAGAAAACAGUUAAUUAUAUUGUUAAUCUAGCUUAAAUGAAUCAAAACUAUUAUCUGAAUAUUAAGUCAAAGUUUUAGAUAUUGGUAAUUUAUCAGGCUAAGUUAGCAUUUAACAAUUAAGUUAACUAAGUAAUGGAGUUAAUAGCCAUUACAAUCAAUCUAAUGCAAGCUUUAAUAGAUAGCUUGAAAAUUCUAACUUUUAUGGAAAUUAGUAUUAAUAAUAUUAAUUAAGUUAAAUUUCUUAAUCCAAUUAGAUGUUGUUAAAUAACAACAUUAAUAGAGAUAAUAAUAUGCAAUCUUAUAUUCUAGUUUAAUAUUCUCAUCAAAGUAGUGAUAUAGGAACUGGUUAGUCCUCAAUAUAACUUUAAGAAUAAAAUUUAGAACAAUAAUAAGAAUCUGAAUAUAACUGA